AUGUCAUCUGAGGACAAGUACGAGACUCUGGAGAAGAUUGGCCAUGGCUCAUUUGGCGUGAUCCGCAAGGUUCGUCGUAAGACGGACGGCUUCAUCAUGUGCCGCAAAGAAAUCUCGUACCUUCGAAUGUCCCAAAAAGAGCGAGAACAGCUGCAUGCCGAAUUCCAAAUCCUCUCCCACCUCCGACACGACAACAUCGUCGCUUACUACCACCGAGAGCAUCUCAAGGCCAGCCAGGAUCUGCACCUUUACAUGGAGUACUGUGGCAACGGGGACCUCGGUCGGGUCAUCAAGGACCUGCAACUAAGAGGGCAGCGAGCCCAGGAGAGCUUCGUAUGGAGCAUCUUUAGCCAGCUGGUUCUUGCAUUGUACCGCUGUCACUAUGGCAUCGACCCCCCGGAAGUCGGCACGAAUAUUCUCGGUCUCACUCAGGGCGUAGCGUCCGCGCCAAAGACUCCUGCUGGAGCAAUGACAAUCCUUCACCGGGAUCUCAAGCCCGAAAACGUCUUCCUAGGCGAAGACAACUCAGUCAAGCUUGGCGACUUUGGUCUGUCAAAGAUGAUCAAGUCUCAAGAUUUCGCAUCCACCUAUGUUGGAACCCCAUUUUACAUGUCUCCCGAAAUCUGCGCGGCCGAGAAAUACACACUCAAAUCGGAUAUCUGGGCGCUAGGCUGCAUAAUCUUCGAACUCUGUGCCAAGGAGCCCCCCUUCAACGCAAAGACACACUAUCAGUUGGUCCAGAAGAUCAAGGAAGGCAAAGUGGCACCUUUACCUGACAUAUACUCCCCGGAGCUGAACCAGGUUAUCCGAGACUGCCUCAAGGUGAACCCUGACCGGCGACCGGACACAGUUCAACUAUUGAACCUGCCUGUAGUACGACUGAUGAGAAAGGAAAAAGAGGUAGUCGACUUGAACAAGUCUUUCAAAUCCAGAGAGGAGAUACUUCGCCAGAAAGAACGGGAGUUGAACGAUCGACUGGUUGCCUUUGAAAGAGAAAAGCAGAAGAUCCGAGAGGACGCGGACGCUUCGCUUCGCCUCGAGUGGGAGGUCAAGGCACGACUGGAGAUUGACCGCCUUGUCAAUGCCGAGCUGGAGAAUCUGCAAAAGAAGUUUGAAGGCGAGGUCAAGGCCCGGGUCGACGCCGAACUGGCGAAGAAGGCCGUGACCUUUGCUGAGAAGGAGGAAGAGAAGCACAUUGACGACUAUGCCUCGUCUGUCAACAAAUCAGACUACCCCCAUUCAUCGAUUGGACCGAGCGGAGACGAGUAUCCUUCAACGACGGACAUUAGCGAAUACUCGAUGGAUAGCCCCGACACAUCCAAGGAAGCGAAGAAGCCGGCCCGAACGCCGUUUGCCCGGGCCCAGACCAUGUUUGCUGGGCCGCCGGGUACACCGAUGGAUAUUGAGAUGGCAUCGCCAAGCCCGAUUGCCAUUGCCUCAUUAUCACUGUCGCCUCGUCGCAACGGUGCCACCAAGCCCCCGGUCGCCAAGCCAGGCAACAUCUUUGCCGCAGCGGCUGCAGCCACUGCUGCCGGAAGUGUAGAUGCACGAUGGGAACUUCACCGCGAACCUAUCCUGGUCGACUCGGAUGACGAGGACAUCUGCCCCUCGCCCACGAGGCACAUCAAGUCGUCCAAGAACCCGUUCAAGACACGGCCUAUUCUCUCUUCCCAAAAGUCGUGCCCCGUCCAACGCGCGAAACCAGCAGGCUCUAACAUUAAGGCUGCAGCCUCCCAGCCAGAUCUUAUUCCCCGUUCGCCUAGCCGAAGUCCAACAAAGAUCCCCGUCGCCAACUCGAGCGACGCACCGGCAGCCGGACCGGCAUCAUCGGCGCGCGAAGCACUCUCACGUGCCCGGUCGGUGAAGAAGGACGCCUCUGCCGUGACCUCCAGCAACAGCAGCAGCGGAGGCGAGUCGCUGGGAAAGAUGGCGGCCAAGAACAACCUGCGCGGCCGGAGCCUCGUCGAGCUGCAGCAGGCGCGGGCCGGCGGUCGGCCGCUCAGCGCGGCGGGAAGCGCGCCUGGUUCCGAGAACGUGAGCCCCAAGAGGGCUGCUGCUUUCCGUGAACGCAUGGCCGCCGAGCGUCGCGAGUACGAGGAUGUCGUCGCCGUCUGGGAUCCGGAAAGGGACGACAUGCCCAGUCCGUUCCUCAACCGUCGACGAAAUAUCAAGGUCUAG
Molecule: messenger RNA, 2178 nt
Organism: Cordyceps fumosorosea ARSEF 2679
Lineage: Eukaryota; Fungi; Ascomycota; Sordariomycetes; Hypocreales; Cordycipitaceae
Product: G2-specific protein kinase nimA
Exons: 3
Coding region: 1-2178 (725 amino acids)
Biological process (GO): chromosome segregation; protein phosphorylation
Cellular component (GO): nucleus; centrosome; cytoplasm
Molecular function (GO): ATP binding; protein kinase activity
Source: RefSeq, a predicted model, not a curated record